Molecule: messenger RNA, 4108 nt
Organism: Gadus morhua (Atlantic cod)
Lineage: Eukaryota; Metazoa; Chordata; Actinopteri; Gadiformes; Gadidae
Gene: inpp5b
Product: inositol polyphosphate-5-phosphatase B
Exons: 22
Coding region: 1268-3823 (851 amino acids)
Biological process (GO): phosphatidylinositol dephosphorylation; signal transduction
Cellular component (GO): cytosol; membrane
Molecular function (GO): phosphatidylinositol-4,5-bisphosphate 5-phosphatase activity; inositol-1,4,5-trisphosphate 5-phosphatase activity
Source: RefSeq, a predicted model, not a curated record
UCCCUGCCCGCUUGUGUGGGGAACAAGAUACGCAACAUCUGGACUAAAAGGGAAUCACAUCAGUUUGGUUUUGACGUGGCCUAUUUCAAAGUUCGCGUUUAGACCGUUAUUAAGCGUUAUGUCUGCUACUUCGAUUUCAUUGGGGUGGCUUUCCUUUUGAAACGUUAAGCUUGUAGGCUACUGUGUGCAAUGUGACAUAAAGUGAUUUGACACAUUGCAACAUUUCUUCAAAUGGACCAAUCCGUCGCAAUUCAAGAGACCCUGGCGAAAGAAGAGAAUUGCCUCAUAGUAUCCUUUACGAUCUGCAUUACCUCGGUCUUGAAGCUUUCUUGUCUUACUAGAAGUUUUACUAGUGACGUAGGCGUUCCCCCAAUCCGUUUGGUUUACGAUCGCUGUUUAAUCAGGUCUCUAAAUACAUUUUGACCAUGCUAAAGUUCAGUGUUGAACUUAAAUUAUUAUAGUAGCCUAUUUACUUCAAUAUUUAAUGGUAGCCCAUUUGAACAUUUGGUCUUUGGUCAAACCUGCACUAACGCCUUGACACCACAAGAUGACGCAAAGCCCCUUCAUUAACGCAAAGCCCCUGCACUGGCAUUCUCUGUUUGGCUGACUGCAAUGUAACAUAGGACUGCUGCCAGUGCCUAUUCGUUGGAAAUAAGUCGUUGUGUACCCCACCCUUUACUAAACAUUUACUAAACUGCGUGAACAUGCAGUGCAAUGUAUGGUCGAUUUGGGAGAAGUCAGAGAGAGCCGCCUCCUUGGUUUGGUGGAGUGUGCCAAGGAACAUGCGUAAGUAGCAAAGUACCACUGUCCAUUGGAAGUCCUGUUUCUCGUGAGACUCCAAGGUUGACACAAACAUCUGUCAGAAAUCUGCCUGAAAUCUGCUCUUCAAUAGUUAUUGCACCUAUAGAUUUGCACUAGUUAUAUAAUAAACCUAUAUUCUUAUUCAAAGACCAAAAAAACGCGUUCACCACUCAAAACCAACCACAUUAGGCCGACAUUAAUUGCUCAAUAGUAAAAAAAAAAAAAAAUGCUUUUAAAUAGUUAUCUUACCAUCAUUUACAAAGCACAUUUUCAAAUAGAUAAUAAUUUUAAAGAUACAGGAAAUUUACAUUAAAUAACUGCGAAAACAGUGCCACUGUAGAAAACAUUUAAAGGUCAAGAGGAUAAAACACACACACACACUGGAAUCCCACAUUUGUACCGGUGCAAAAUUUAUUAACGGCUGAAUUGUUUUGUUUUCAGGCUGUUUAUUUACACUCACAGACGGAUGGCCAUCACCGCCGAUGAUGUCUCCUUGGAGGACAUUUUCCCCGUCUCCUGCCACUUUGAAGUGGUAGAAGUAUCUUCACCCGAUGAGCUGGCUAUUGUGGGUGCAGACAUCAGGAUAAGGGUGAGCUUCCAGCAGGAAGUGCUGGCACUCUCCCUUCCUUUUGGCUCCCAUUCCCGCUUCUUCCUCAGGGAACUGAACAAGGCCUGGAGUGAUGUUUGCAAGUCCUCAUCACAUGUCCCAAAGUUUGAAUGGCUCCACAAGCACAGCAAAACCACUGGAGGACAGGCAGUCAUCAAAAAGUCCCAUGUCCCCCUCGGAGUUAGGAUGUCUCUACUCCAGCAGAAAACAGGAAAAGGGUUGAGGCCAGAGAAGAAAGGAUCGGCGGAGGAGGGGCUGCGGUCACCGGUGGAACUAGAGAGGUCCAGAGGCCCGCCCAUCCCCGAGAGUGAGGGUGGAGCGGGCCGGGAGGGUCGGGAUGACAUGGUGCGCUCUUCCUCCCACACCCCGGCCAAUAAGGCCCAAAUGCUGGCCAUGCCCAAGUUCGGCCUGCGGGACAACCUCAUCCGCUGUGAGCUGCUGAAGAGCGAGGACCAGUACACGCACCUCCAGAACUUCAGUUUCUUCCUGGCCACCUACAAUGUGAACGGCCAGCCCCCAAAGGAGAGCCUGGCUCCCUGGCUGAGCUGUUCCACCAGCCCCCCGGAUGUGUACUGCGUGGGGUUCCAGGAGCUGGACCUGAGCAAGGAGGCGUUCUUCUUCAACGACACUCCCCGGGAGCCAGAGUGGAUGCGGGCCGUGUCCGAGGCACUGCACCCCGACGCCAAGUAUGCUUUAGUGAAGCUGGUGCGGCUGGUGGGCAUCAUGCUCCUGGUCUACGUGAAGCGGGAACACGCUGAAUUCCUCUCCGAGGUGGAGGCCGAGACGGUGGGCACCGGCAUCAUGGGCCGCAUGGGAAACAAAGGUGCCGUGGCUAUCCGUUUCCACUUCCACAACUCUGAUGUGUGUGUGGUGAACUCUCACCUGGCCGCUCAUAUUGAGGAGUAUGAGAGGCGUAACCAGGACUACCGCGACAUCUGCAGCCGCCUGCAGUUCAGACUGCUAGACCUCAGCCGCCCUCCACUCAACAUCAUGAAGCACAAUGUGGUGCUGUGGGUGGGAGACCUCAACUACAGGAUCAGUGAUCUGGACGUGGACCAGGUCAAGGAGCUGAUCACCAAGAACGACUAUGAAACCCUCCACAACUAUGACCAGCUGAAGCGACAGCUGGAUGAGGAGGCGGUGUUUGAGGGCUUUAUCGAGGGAGAGAUCCAGUUCCAGCCCACCUACAAGUACGACACAGGCUCCAACGACUGGGACACCAGUGAGAAAUGUCGGGCCCCUGCAUGGUGUGACCGGAUCCUGUGGCGAGGGAAGAACAUCACGCAGUCUAGUUACCAGAGUCACAUGACCCUGAAGACCAGCGACCACAAACCAGUCAGCUCACUGCUUCAGAUAGGGAUCAAGGUAGUGAACGAAGAGGCCUACAAGAAGAAGUUUGAAGAAAUCGUGCGUACGAUAGACAAGAUGGAGAACGAGUGUAUUCCAUCUGUGACGCUGUCUAGGAGAGAGCUCCACUUCCAGGACGUGAAGUACAUGGAGCACCACACGGAGAGCCUGACGCUGUACAACGACGGCCAGGUGCCCUGCCAGUUUGAGUUCAUCAAGAAGCUGGACGAGCCCACCUACAGCAAGCCCUGGCUCACCGCCAACCCCCCCAAGGGUUUCCUGGCACAGGGGGCUGAGGUGGACAUCGACCUGGAGGUGUUUGUGAACCGCGCCACGGCCCCGGACCUCAACCUGGGCCUCGAGCAGAUCGAGGACAUCCUGGUGCUGCACCUGGAGCGCGGCAAGGACUACUUCCUCUCCGUGUCAGGGAACUACCUGUCCAGCUGCUACGGGACCCCCAUCACCACGCUGUGCCAGCUGAGGGAACCCAUCCGAGACAUGCCGCUGCCCACGGUCCGAGCUCUGUCAAAGGGUGGGGAGAAUCCCGAGGUGGGGGAAAAGCCACUGGGCAUCCCUAAAGAGAUUUGGAUGAUGGUGGACCACUUAUUUCGCAACGCAAUCAAACAGGAGGAUCUGUUCCAACAACCCGGCCUCCGCAGUGAGUUCCAGGAGAUCAGGGAUUACCUGGACACAGGUGUACCAGACUCACUCCCUGGCAGUAACCACUCUGUGGCUGAGGCCCUGCUCCUCUUCCUGGAGUCCCUCCCAGAACCUGUGGUGCCCUACUCCUUAUACCAGCAGUGUCUGGACUGCUGCUCCAGCCCCAUGCUCUGCAAGAAGGUAAUUUCCAAACUACCUCAGUGCCAUAAAAACGUGUUUGACUAUCUUGCUGCCUUUCUCCGCGAGCUGUUGAAGAACUCCGAACACAACCAUCUGGACGUCAAUAUAUUAGCCACUAUAUUUGCCUCCUUGCUUCUGAGAUCCCCGAUCACGCAGGACCUUGCAGAGAAGAGGAAAGCUCAGGAGUUCUUUCAGCACUUUCUGGUCCAAGAAACAGUUCAAGACUGAACAUCUCUGCCAAUCAUUCCCUAUCGCAUUACUAAUACUUACAAAAUAUCUAUGUACAGCCCAGUAUUUCUAAUGAAGUAUGACAUUCCCUAUAUUAGUUGUUGACUCAUUGUAUAGACAGUACACAUAAUAAGUUUCAGUUGAUUUCAGUAUAUUUUAUGUUUUUUAAUUAUAAAUUGACCGAUUUUCUUUUUGAAGAUCAACAGCAGCUGUUGGGAAUCCUACGUUUUUUUUAAAUGUAUAUUAUCAUUUAUUUAAACAAAAAUAAAAGGAAAAUUAUUUGUA